Podarcis lilfordi (Lilford's wall lizard) is the source of this 7485-nucleotide messenger RNA. Lineage: Eukaryota; Metazoa; Chordata; Lepidosauria; Squamata; Lacertidae. The record is from the annotation of a GenBank genome assembly.
UCUUCCCCAGGCACCUGUACGUCAAUUAAAGCCCAGAAGAAAACAUCAUAUGGCAAUUUCUCCCCUGGGACUUUUCUGGAUCAGGAAGUGUUGUCAGCCAGGGACGCUGCAGAGUACUGGAUAAACGUCCCAUGGAAAGAAAAACACACUCCAACCUUGGCUACCUUGCAACAAUAAGGUAAGGUCAAAACUAGAGCUGGGCGAUAUAUAUCAGCAUAUUGUAAAAAAACGGUUUGAAGUCCAUAUCGCGAUAUCGGUUUCAUAAUUUUUGACCUGGCAAUAUAUCGUGCAUCGUGUGUGUGCUAUGCAAAAAUCACAAUGUGGGAAAAACAUUGUCAGCCAGCUAAUGCCUCUAUAUAGCUCCCUCCUUAUUACAGAUGUCGUGAUAUAUCAGUAUAUUGCGAUGUUUAAAGGGUAAGGGUAAAGGGACCCCUGACCAUUAGGUCUAGUCGCGGCUGACUCUGGGGUUGCGGCGCUCAUCUCGCUUUACUGGCCAAGGGAGCCGGUGUACAGCUUCUGGGUCAUGUGGCCAACAUGACUAAGCCGCUUCUGGCGAACCAGAGCAGCGCAUGGAAACACCGUUUACCUUCCCGCCAGAGCGGUACCUAUUUAUCUACUUGCACUUUGAGGUGCUUUCGAACUGCUAGGUGGGCAGGAGCAGGGCCCAAACAACGGGAGCUCACCCCAUCGCGGGGAUUCGAACCGCCAACAACCUUCUGAUUGGCAAGUCCUAGGCUCUGUGGUUUAACCCACAGCGCCACCCGUGUCCCCUAUUGCGAUGUUUAGCUGGUGAUAUAUGACAAUGUUGAAAGCCAGAUAUUGCCCAGCCCUGAUCAAAAUCCUACACUGAUCAAAAUGCUAAAGAAAUUCUCAAGUGUCUGAAGAGCAAGGUAGUAAAAUGGAAACCUCUUUUGCAGAGGAAGAUUUUUGUAAAGCACUGAUGAUAAUAAUAAUAAUACUGUAUUGGCCCGAAUAUAAGUUGCCCCCCCCCCCCAAUUCUGACCGUGAAAAGUUAAAGUGUGGCUUACAUUUGCAACCUUACAAAAAUGGACUUUUAUGAUAACGCUGCUGAAACAGACAAUUACAUACGGUAAAACAGAAAAACAAAACAAAAAAGUUUUAUUGCCGAUUUGCGAGCUUGAGGCUGUUAUGCAAUAAAUUCUAAUGUCAUUCAUCGCUUUCCCUGUAUUUUACAGUGCAGUAUUGAUUUUUUUAUUUGCAUUUACACUGCUACGAACAGGUGUUUAACCCACUUGCAGGUCCUCUAUAGUACCUGUAGGAUUUUCUUCUCCAUUUGUCAUUUACCGGUGUGCCUGUGGAAUUGUAGCAACUGAAUAGUAAUUUGAGAUUUUAGCAAUUGUACGGUAACUUUCCCGGGGUUGCGAGAUCAAAGGCUUAAAUUGGCUUGGAGUUACAAUUCUACCAACUGCAGCAAUUUUCAGCCUGUAACCCAAUUUUAAGGCUGAUACAUCUGGGUAUUGACUUUUUUCUUCCCCACCCUUGAAUUUUAAAGGUGUGGCUUACAUUUGGGCCAAUACGGUGAUGAUAAUGAUGAUGAUGAUAAUAAUAGUUUUGUUAUUGUUCUUUAUUAUUUAAUGUACAGUGGUGCCUCGCAAGACGAAAUUAAUCCGUUCUGCGAGUUUCUUCGUCUUGCGGUUUUUUCGUCUUGCGAAGCACGGCUAUUAGCGGCUUAGCAGCUAUUAACGGCUUAGCGGCUUUUAACGGCUUAGCGGCUUUAAGAAAAAGGAAACAAACUCACAAGAACUCGCAAGACGUUUCGUCUUGCGAAGCAAGCCCAUAGGGAAAUUCGUCUUGCAGAACGACUAAAAAAACGGAAAACUCUUUCGUCUAGCGAGUUUUUCGUCUUGCGAGGCAUUCGUCUUGCGGGGCACCACUGUACUACCCGGUCCUUUAACUUAAGGUCCAAGUGUUAAGUUGUGGGUGAACAUAUCAGACGACACAACGAUUCUUCAAACAGCUCUUGUUUAUUCACAGGCCAGAACAGAACUGAACUGAAGGGUUCAGUCAGCCUGCUUAUAUAGAGCUCCAGUACAACGUAACUGUAACAGUUUUCUAAAACUAUCCAAUCACUGAACGUCACUUUCGAUCCCUUAUUUGCAUAACUAUCUACAGUAUCCCCCUGCUGGCCCUCGGUGAGAACUUCAGUACAUAACACCAAGGGUGGGUUACAACAUUAAAACACAAUGUCACAACACAAUAUUAAAAACAGUUUGAAACAACUUACAGCUGUCCCAUUGAUCCUGCACCCCUCCGCUGAGGAAUUCACAGGCGAGUUCAUGAAGGGCUAUUCCAUUCUCAGAAUUCUGUUGGGGUGGUUUAGGGAGAGAAAGAGAGAGCUGCUGGGUGAAAAUUUCAAGGUCUUUUGAACUAAGGCUACAGCACACCUGCACACACUGGCAGUGGCUGGACCUGUGAGAACCAUUUAAAAUAUACAAGGGGAGCAGACAGCUUUGAAAGGCACCAUUAGUGCACAUUUUAAUAAUUAUCCACUCAAUCAACAAAGCAACAUAGUAAAGUCGGUCAUUAUAAUUCCUAUUUACGAGGGGAAACUGGAGCAAGGCAGUAAUGUGUUACUUCAGGUCACCAAUGACCACAACAGGGGUAUCAUCCCAGGUCCGAAAGACGCUCUGAUGUGCUGCAAUGAAGUUAUUGUUGAGAAACUCUCGACUCUGAAUCCGACUUUAAUGUAAACCGAUUUACAAAAUACUUUACCUCUCUCCUUCACCACUUGCUUGGUUUCUAGAUGUGCUUAGAUGCUGCUUCAGUGUCACAAUGGAUCUGACACGCCCCCCCCCUUUUGUUGCAUGGACCUGUCAACCGUUUGUUCCUGUAGCAGCAAGCAGCACUGGAAACCAGUUUGAAGGAAGGAAAGGUGGCGGCGACUCUCCCUUCGUGGUCCAUGCUACAUGUUCGGUAUCUGAAAGCGUAAGAAAGACCACUUUCAGGUGAAAGUAAGUACAGCCAAAUUUAGCCACACACUUCAGCCACUGCCCUCUAGACUUCUGUCUCAGCAGACGUCCUUCACAGAUCUGCCGAGACUUUUUUUCCUGGAGAGCUAAACUGUCCUUUUACCUAAUCUCAUACAUACAGCACAAGUAACGUGAGCUGUAGCCCAUCUAUGACUCAGUUGUAGUAUUUAACUGAAUCAAGGCUGAGGGUUUAUUCACACUUUGCCAGACUCUUUCUAGGCAGAAGUCCACAUUUUAACACUCCGUGACUCAGCAUUGUUGUUGUUUUUCACCUCAGCUUUCCAUGCUUAAAACCUGCUCUUUAAAGCUGAUUCGGAGCAAACGUCAAUUCAGAUGUUUGUGGGGAAAGCCCCGGAUCAAAAUUAAGGGUGCUGGGACACUUUAAUCGCCUUGAUAGAAUUGUAGAACUGGAUGGGACCCAAGGGUCAUCUAGUCCAACCCCCUGCAAUGCAGGGAUCUUGGCUACAGCAUCCAUGACAGAUAGCCACCCAACCUCUGCUUAAAAACCUCCAAGGAAGGAGAGUCCACCAGCUUCCGAGGGAGACCGUUCCACUGUCAAACAGCUCUUACUGUCAGAAAGUUUUCCCGUAUGUUUAGCUGGAAUCUGCUUUCUUGUAACUUGAAGCCAUUGCUUUGAGUCCUGUCCUCCAAAGCAGGAGAAAACAAGCUUGCUUCCUCUUCCAUGGGACAGCCCUUGGGAUAUGUGAAGAGGGCUCUUGUAUCUCCUGUCAGUCUCCUCUUUACCAGGCUAAACAUACCCAGCUCCUUCAACCCUUCCUCAUAAGGCCAAAAAUAAAUACAUAAGGUUCCUCUGUUAAGUUGUGGGUGAACAUAUCAGACGACACAGAGAUUCUUCAAACAGCUCUUGUUUAUUCAUAGGCCAGGACAGAACUGAACUGAAGGGUUCAGCCAGCCUGCUUAUAUAGAGCUCCACUACAAUGUAACUGUAACAAUUUUCUAAAACUAUCCAAUCACUGAACGUCACUUUCGAUCCCUUAUUUGCAUAACUAUCUACAGUAUCCCCCUGCUGGCCCUCGGUGAGAACUUCAGUACAUAACAUCCUCCAUCACCUGUGCUGGGUGAUUCCAAGGCCAGUGCUAUUUUUAUAGGAAAAGGGGUGCCGGAACCCACUGGAGAGGUGCCAGAACAGAGUUCUUGUGUGUUUCCCAUUUAAAAAGCCCUUCCAAUGACUUCCCAGUUCUUUGUCCACCCAUUGGCAGCCAGUCACUUCUAGGAAGUUACCGUAUUUUUCGCUCUAUAAGAUGCACCGGACCACAAGAGGCACCUAGUUUUUGGAGGAGGAAAACAAGAGAAAAAUAUAUUCUGAAUCUCAGAAGCCAGAACAGCAAGAGGGAUCGCUGCGCAGGGAAAGCAGCAAUCCCUCUUGCUGUUCUGGCUUCUGGGAUAGCUACGCAGCCUGCAUUCGCUCCAUAAGAUGCACACACAUUUCCCCUUACUUUUUAGGAGGGGAAAAGUGAGUCUUACAGAGCAAAAAAUAUGGUAACAAGCUUGGCAAGAUGAUAAUUGUAUGCAGGCCCUCAAUAUCGGGCACUCAAGAGCACAAAAGGAUUUCUGGAUGAGCCCUCAGGAGUUACAGUUCCCAGCAACCCUUACCAAACUACAGUGCCCAGAAUCCUUUGAGGGAAAGAACUUGCUUCCAAUGUGCUUUAAAGAUAUUGUGUGCACCCAGCCUAUGCCGGACCUUUAUUGAGUAUUCCUUCCAAUUUGUUUACUGGGUGGUUUUAUAACAACAGCCUACAUUCAUCCCAAUUUGCUUGUAGGGUGUUGACACACCUUGCUGUUUAUCAUCAGUUCAUCCCCAUCACUUUCCUGCAAAGCUACAAAAAGUCCCUCUGUAUUUUUUUUAAAAAGUGGAUUUAUUGCACUACGGCAACAGAGUGCUUUAAUCCACUUUUAAUUGCGAACGUUCCGGUAUGAGCUUGCUUCCCUCCUGCGAAAUACUGACGGCCUGGAGGGCCCGCAGGAAGAAAGCUCAACAUACAGGUCAGCUGUCUGAACAAUGCUGCCUAGACUCCUGAACUGGUGUCCAUUGGGGAUAUUUUCCAUAAGGCUUUUAGCUCUGCCAUCUCAAUUUCAAUAUGGAGCUAUUGAAGAUAGGGCUGCCAUAUGUCCAGCUCUUCCGGGACACGUCUGGGAUUCGGCCAGCAAAAUGGCGUCCGGGCGGAUUUCUGCUGAAUCAGCAAAAUGUCCGGGGAAACCUGGACGUGUGGCAAGUUGGGCUAAUUUUAAAAAUCAAUAAUAAUAAUAAUCAAAGAAAAGCCCCAUAACAAGCAGCUUCAUCAUACGUGCACACUGUGACAAACAAGAUACGUAGCUGUGUAUUUAAGUGCAUGGCUGGUUUGGCCCGCAAAUGAUCAAGCAAUGAUGUUGGGAGGAAAAGUUACACAAAGAGAAGAGGCUGAUUAGUAGUAACUGCUUAGGUGAUGUCAGAGUUGACUUCAAACUUUGCAAGAGCUUAUAUAAAGGCCCUUCUUCCCCAAAGUGACUUUAUAAACUCCCCUGACACAAAAGAUCAAUAAGGAUUAAAACAAACAAACAAACAAGGAAUUCACAAAGUGAAAACAUAGUUUGGAUAUGCUAUGGUCUCUGUAUUGACUUGAAAACAACUUUGUUUCAUUGCUUAAUUUCAUGUAAUUUAUCGUCUUAAAAAUGAAUGCAUUGUCUUUUGAUUCCCCAUCUGUUGUUUCUGAAGCGCCAGUGGUAGAUUUUUGUACUCCUUUCAAAUAAAUACUGUUUCUGAACUGCUAAGGAAAUUGUUUGACUUGUCUCUCUUUGUUUCAUGCAGUAAUCCAGCCCUUCAGUUGUUCUUUUGAACCAAUGCAUGUACCGGUAGCUGCUGGAUGGUAAAAAUGGAUUACAUCCCGCCACGGGUCAAACUGAGCGAUGACACCUUUAUCUUCAUAGACGGCAAGUGGGUGAACGAAACCUAUAUUCAGUCAGCACUCUCUUCCGCCACAGAAGCCCGACAGAAGCACUCAGGCAAGAAGAUGCACAAUGACUGGACCCUUUGGGAAGAAAACAAAGCCCUUUGGGAGGAAAACAAAGCCCUGCGAGUGGAAAACAGGGCUCUCCGGGAUGAGAACAAGGCCCUGCAGUCCCUUCGGAUGGAGAACAAGGGCAUCCAGGUUAUUUAUGACGAGAGUCUCCAGCAAGUCCUCCAGAAAGAAAACCACCCUUUAGCAGCCCUUCCGAUCAUAGCGGGGCUCAAGGAUGGUAUGGGGGAGAAAGCCCUUCAGGUUUUUAGAGAUGAGAAGAAAGCCCUCCAGAUCUUCCGGGAAAAGAAUAUGGCUCUGAAGGUCUUCCCGGACGAGAAGAAACCCGCUCCAUUCCUGCAGGAAAAGCAACCUGCUCAGUCAUCAGCAAAUGAAUUUACCCCAGCCCAGGAAACCAGUAAAAUUGUAGGCCAGGAAGCCAGCAACACGACUGCACCGGCCGAAGCAGCUGAAGCUGUCCAGGAAAGCCAAGGGGAGAGGAGAGUUUUGUCAGUUCAAGAAAGAAACAAAGCCUUAUUGCCAUUGAAGGAGAACGAGGCACUUGAAGUUGUCCAGAAACUGAACGAAACUGUUCUGUGGCUCCUAAGAGAGAACCAUGCACUACUGGAAGAAAAACAGGACCUCCAGACCAUCCAAGGAGGGAACAAAAUGCUUUGGGAGGAGAACAAAAAAUUGAAGCUCCAGCAAAAAGCCAUCAAAGUUGCGAUCAGUAAGAUCAUUGCUCAGAUGGAUCUUCUGCACGAGGAGCUCCACUCCUUUGACCCCAUGGAGGAGUCUGAGACUGGAAUGAAGAAUCCCGAAAGUGCUUGAAAGUUGAGUUAGCUGCAGGGAGAGAUGUUAGGGUGCAUAGCAGGCAGUUCACAUUUGUAAAAUUAUCUCUCUCCUGCGUCAUAAACCUGAAUAAAGUUCUGUUGUGGAUUCAGGAAAGCAGUGAUGAGCUUCUAAAAAUGUUUUAAAUGUUGCGAUAGGAAUUUUGAGGUCUUAGUUAUAUGUUAAAUGUUCAUAAGUGUACAAACCAAGCACGUACAUAGAUCAGCACAGGAAGACCGACCUGGAACCAUUUUUGAUUCCCAAACUGACCAAAUGUUUUCCCUGCAAGGAGGGGGGGGGUCAGGGAGCCUUCCCAUUGUCUCAGGAAUUGAGUAACCAGCAUUUUGAUGUGUGACAGACUAUCAGGAAAUGCAAUCAGAUAAUGGGUGACAGAGUAUCAGGAAAGGCAAUCAGAUAACCUGGCAAACAGGAAAAACAACAUUCAAAUUUCUGUUUUAGACCGCCUUUUCUGUGAUGUAGGUAUGAUGUAUCUGGGGGUGGUCUUAGGUUACACCCCUUCUGUGAUGUAUGUAUGAUGUUUCUGGGGGUGGUCUUGAUCUACAGGGUGGCAAUUUCAAAAGUCCAUAUAAGGCCUUGCGUGCCAUUGUUCUGGGUUCCUCCUCCCUCCUUCGUGUGGUGAGUGAGGACCCUGUUGCAACAGAUCAAUAAAG